CUGCUCUAGGCUGGGCUGGAACCAGAAAUCAUGGGGCAGCUGUACAUUCAAGAAGAGGAGCUUGGACCUACACACUGGCUCCUCCUACAGCACUGUGUGCUCGGGGAUUUGGAGGGUGCUCAGCAAUGGCUGCAGCAAUUCCAGAAUCUUCCACUGCCUUAGCCCUUGGGGCUUCAAGCAUCUGCUCCUUAGACACAAGGCUUGCCCUGUGUCUAUUGGCUACACAGGGCUAGUGAGGCUGAGGAAAGGGAUCAUUGGGCCUUUGCCCUCCAGGCACAGGAAACACUCUGGGACCAGUGCAAAGGUUUGUGCCCCCAGGGCCAGCCCCCUUCUCUGGGGUACUGGGCCUCCAUCCAUGACCUUAUCCCCUGACCCUUCCCUUUCAUUUAACAUUUUCCUUUCUUUUCACCCUUGUCCCAUCCUGAGCAGAGGCUCCAUCUGGCUUCUGGUUCUUCCUCUUCAGGGGA
This is a messenger RNA of Acomys russatus (golden spiny mouse), 467 nucleotides long. RefSeq names its product family with sequence similarity 180 member B (gene Fam180b). The record is from RefSeq and is a predicted model, not a curated record. Lineage: Eukaryota; Metazoa; Chordata; Mammalia; Rodentia; Muridae.